This is a messenger RNA of Xyrauchen texanus (razorback sucker), 3231 nucleotides long. Its product is annotated as probable G-protein coupled receptor 63. Lineage: Eukaryota; Metazoa; Chordata; Actinopteri; Cypriniformes; Catostomidae. The coding region runs from base 366 to 1601 and encodes 411 amino acids. Gene Ontology annotation, molecular function: G protein-coupled receptor activity. Gene Ontology annotation, cellular component: membrane. Gene Ontology annotation, biological process: G protein-coupled receptor signaling pathway. The transcript has 3 exons. The record is from RefSeq and is a predicted model, not a curated record.
UGGAAUUGAAUAGACGCACGCGAGAUGAGACCCGGGUACAAAAUGUAUCAUGCAUGUUCUCCAUCUAAAAUGAGCGUUUAUAAUCGACAAAAUGGCCUGUUUUAGAGCGGUAUUUACUCCUUUUUGCUCAGGUGUUUCCUCCAAACGAUAGGAAAUGUUGGAUUGUCUGAGCUUCAAACAUCUGGCGAGAGGAGGAUGUGCAUCUGAAUCCGAGCAGAUAACGAUGUGACUGAUACUGCAUCAUUCAUUUCAUCUAAACUUCAGAUAAACAUGAAGGGUCUGCUUCCAUACUGACAUGUUUGCUAGUGACCUUGCAUACUGGCCGAACAUGCCCUCUUUACUCUGUAACUGCAAGAAGAAGAAGAAUGCUUUAUUCCUCCCCUAAUCCACCCGUGGCUUCAGGGCAGCCUAGCGCCACCCUGUACCCCCCACCCAGGGCAUUGACCCAGUCAGUGGGCACAAGAGCCAUGGAGAAUUUGUCAUCAAAAGACAACGGCUUACUGGACUUCAGGACUCUAUCAGAAUACGUAACACCUACAUCAGUGUGGCAGGACACCGUGCAGGGCCUGAACCUGCCCCUUCAGGUCGUCUUCUGUUUGGUCAUCAUCUGUGUGCUGCUGCUGGCCUUCCUCGGCAACAUGGUGGUCUGUGUGAUGGUUUACCAGCGAGCCGCUAUGCGCUCGGCUAUUAACAUCUUGCUGGCCAGUCUUGCCUUUGCUGAUAUGAUGUUAGCGGUCCUCAACAUGCCCUUUGCCCUCGUCACCAUAGUGACCACGCGCUGGAUCUUUGGGGAGGUGUUUUGCCGUGUAUCGGCUAUGUUCUUCUGGAUGUUCGUGAUGGAGGGUGUGGCUAUUUUGCUGAUCAUCAGUGUGGACCGCUUCCUGAUCAUCGUACAAAAGCAGGAUAAACUCAGUCCACGCAGGGCCAAAGUGUUGAUCGCAGUCUCAUGGUCUCUCUCGUUCUGCCUCUCCUUCCCUCUUUCUGUUGGCCAUCCUGCCCUGUACAUUCCCCCCAGAGCACCACAGUGUGUUUUUGGAUACACGGUUGAUCAUGGAUACCAUGCCUACGUGAUGCUAAUUAUGUUGGUUUUCUUUUUUGUACCCUUCCUGGUGAUGCUGUACACGUUCAUGGGCAUCCUAAGUACACUCCGUCACAACGCACUGCGCAUCCACUCCUACCCCGACUCGGUCUGCCUCAGCCAGGCCAGCAAGCUGGGUCUCAUGAGUCUGCAGAGGCCCUUUCAGAUGAACAUUGACAUGAGCUUCAAAACACGUGCCUUCACCACAAUCCUCAUUCUUUUCUCGGUCUUCACCGCAUGCUGGGCUCCUUUUGCUACCUACAGCCUACUAUCCACCUUCAGUAGUACAUUCUACUACAGGCAGAACUUCUUUGAGAUCAGCACGUGGCUGCUGUGGAUCUGCUACCUCAAAUCAGCCCUGAAUCCUCUCAUCUACUACUGGCGUAUCAAGAAGUUUCGUGUCGCCUGCCUUGAUCUAAUGCCCAAGUACUUCAAGUUCCUCCCACAGUUGCCUGGCCACACUAAGAGACGUAUCCGCCCCAGUGCAGUUUAUGUAUGUGGGGAGCAUCGCUCUGUGGUAUAGCAGAGGACUUGUGUCUUUUUGUAAUUCUUAUGGGACAAUCUUGACAAGCUGUGAUAUGUUUGAUCUUUCUUAAAAGGCAGGAUGAUUUAGCUAUAAGAGAUUUUACAGAUGGUUUACAGAGCCUGUACAUUAAACAACUUUAAUAGCACAUUGUUUUUACAUCUUAAAGGAAUAGUUCAACCAACAAUGAUAAUUCGUAUAACAUCUUCUGCGGAACACAAAUAAAGAGGUUUUCAAAGAUGUUACUAUAUGAUGUGUUCAUAUCCAUACAAUGCAAGUCAAGGGGGUCCAACAUUUCCAAAGCUCCAAAAUGGACAUAAAGGCAGCACAAAAGUAAUCCAUAUGAUGCAAUCCAUGCCUUCUGAAGAGGUACGAUCGGCUUUGGGUGAGAACAAUCCCAAAUGUUGCAAGACGAUAACAAUUUGUAAGAGUUUGAUACUGAAUAAAGGUGCGGUCACACAUACCUUCACAAUGAGAAUUUUGUUGGGGGCUGAUGUUGAGCGUGUGAAAUCUCUUUUAAUGCUGCACUUUAUACUCCGUGAGAGUGAUGUUAAAAAGAAACACCACUAAAAUGAUAUCCUUAUCCAUUGUGAAUAUUUAGUGACCUCUGUGUGCAAAGCACCGCCCACACAGUGGUCACUGCCAAUUCAAGCAACUUCCCAUUGGUCAAUGUGGCGAAAUUCACCUGUCAAAGUUCACCAAACCUGAACUCCACGUGAAAUCCGCGAGUGGAAAUUCUUUGGCACUGGAACUCAAUUGUGCGAAAUGCACGAUAGCGCGUAUUCCCAUUGAGAUGACUGUAUUUUGACUGUGGAAUUUUGCCAAACGAAGAGAUGUGUGACUGCGCUUUAAGGCCAAAAGUAUACUACGUUACAGGGCGCGUGAUGCAAAUCUCGUCAUCAGCAGUGUGCUCGAGCACUAAACGCACUCGCAUCCCAGUUUUCCUUAACCGCGUGUCUUAGAAUGCGUGAUGUGUGCGUGAGGAGGUCUGGAAAUACCUGCAUUUGUAUAACUCAGUCUGAAGGAAUAUAAAGAAAAUGGGUCUAAACUCCUGAAGAGAAAGGCCGGUAUCUCAUAGCGGGCAUGCGCCAACCACCUGUGCAUGCAAUUAUAUGGAGAAUAUUUUGAAAGACUCUCAUUCGACUGUAUGCAGACGCUGAGCGUUCGCAUCAAAUUGGAAGUAUACCUUGAGUUUAAGAGUGAGUAAUUAUCAUUUUUUGGGUGAACUAUUCCUUUAAUAGAAUUUAGAACUUACUAGAAGUUUGUUCUGUACAUACCAGUAAGGUGCUGCUAUAUUUGGUGAAAAUGUGCAAUUUUCUGUUUUAUGAGAUGAAUGUAAUAAGAUUUUAUGUGCUGUAUUUGUUUCUAAGUUUUGUGAUCUCAUUUUAAAAUUGGAAAUUUCUAUUUAAUUUUGUUAUUGAACAUUUUCAAUUAUUCUAUUUUACCUUGUUAGGUGUUGAAAAAAAAAGUUAAAAAGUAUUUGACCUGUAAUAAUAAAGGCUGAAGCAUGUUCAUUUUAAACAUGUAGAUGACGGAGACAAAACUUGAUUUUUUUGUCAUGUUCAUUGGAUAUUUAACAUCUACUCGGAUAUUGAAAACCUGGAAAUGUCAGGGAAUUGUGAUUUCCAUG